Coccinella septempunctata (seven-spotted ladybird) is the source of this 4216-nucleotide messenger RNA. RefSeq names its product protein daughterless (gene da). Gene Ontology annotation, cellular component: transcription regulator complex. Gene Ontology annotation, molecular function: RNA polymerase II cis-regulatory region sequence-specific DNA binding; protein dimerization activity; DNA-binding transcription factor activity, RNA polymerase II-specific. Bases 68 to 1762 code for a protein of 564 amino acids. Gene Ontology annotation, biological process: regulation of transcription by RNA polymerase II. NCBI's taxonomy places the organism in Eukaryota, Metazoa, Arthropoda, Insecta, Coleoptera, Coccinellidae. The record is from RefSeq and is a predicted model, not a curated record. The transcript has 12 exons.
GAGUCAACUGCGGUUGAAGCCGUUCGCUAGUUAAUGGCGCUAGUGUAGUUUCAGUGAGUGACUCAAAAUGGCUGCUAGCGACGAUGAGCCUAUGCACCAUUUAUAUGAGGUUUUUACUACUUGUUUCAAUAAAAUAGCAAAUAAAGCACCAGAAAAAACAAGUUUUCAACCCCCUUAUGGCAGUAUCGAUAAUGGCAUGGCUUAUGCGUUGAGUCCCGCUGCCCCAGGCUAUGGUGCUACGGCGGGACCGGGUACCAGUCCCACACAGGCUGCUGGGGAACCUUUUGCGGCCGACAGUCCCUAUUUUCCUUUCAGCGCAAGACCGGCACCUAGGCUGUCGCCGGCAAAAGGUGUCAAAGGGCAAACAGGCCAUAUAAGACAGGCGAAAGAGGAACCGCAACAAACUUUGGAUCAGCAAUGGGUGUAUGGCUCCGAUGAAUUCACACACACGCACGACUCCUCGCCGAGGUACUCGUCGCCGGGCGGCGCAGCGGCGACCGGCUAUUACCUGGGGCCCGAGGGGGCCACUGGGGCCAGCGUCGGCGAGUGGACGGGGGCCCAGUAUAACGCGGCGCCCUACCAGACGUACGAGGCGUACGGCCUCAUACCCGAGCCCGACCCCACGGUGACGACCCAAGGAUCGGCCCAGGGACUGCCGCCGAUGUCCUCGCUGAGGCCGAAUGGGGCGCAGGCUGCCUCCAUGUCCAACGCCGCCGCCUUCGUGCCCAACAAUCACGCCGACACAGUGGCCAAGACCUUGGGAGCGGUGUACCCGAUACCAGAACAAGCGAGUGCGAGCAGUUACAGUUCGGCGCCGUCGACUCCAGUCAGCUCGCCGCCACCCUUAGCCCCGGCGCCCUGGCUGGGAAAUCACAACAAUCCACACUCUCCACACUACUCACAAACAGUGAACGUCAACAAUGGUACAACUGCUCAAGCACUUCACAUGCCCACGGCCCCAGAAGCUCAAAGGUUAGACGACGCUAUUGUUUUUCUGAGGGACCAUGCCGAGGUCAACUUUAAUUUCCAGGGAACGAGGAUGGAAGAGAGGUUGGACGACGCGAUCAACGUACUCAGGAACCACGCGGAAUCACAGUUGGGGCUCGGGCAGCUACCUCCGAACCUGGCCCCGCAUCAGUUGAGCUCUCUAGGAUACGCAGUCCCGCCACUACCAGAACCACAUUUACCUGAACCGAUCAAAGUGGAAAGGGCAACAUACAACACGAAAAAACGCAAGGAGCCCCCAGACAGCGAUACCAAACCCUCGAGUUCCAUAGAAAGCGUAGUACAACCUAAUUCUACUAGUGGGCCCCAAUCAAAAUCUUCCAAAAGGUCGAGAAGGUAUUGUUCCAGCGCGGAUGAGACUGAGGAGGGAGACUUAGAUCCAGAUAUAAAAGCACAAAGGGAAAAAGAAAGGCGGCAAGCCAAUAACGCAAGAGAAAGAAUACGUAUUCGGGAUAUAAACGAAGCUUUAAAAGAACUGGGUCGAAUGUGUAUGGCACACUUGAAGACGGACAAACCACAAACCAAACUUGGGAUACUUAAUAUGGCUGUUGAAGUUAUUAUGACAUUAGAACAACAAGUUAGAGAACGAAAUCUUAAUCCAAAGGCAGCUUGCUUAAAACGAAGAGAAGAAGAAAAAGCCGAAGAUGGGCCAAAAUUAGGUCCUGGACCUCCACAUCACAUGUUGGCAACCCCCCAUUACUCCACCAUAACGGGUCCUCCUACCAACUUGCCUCACAAUCCAGGCCAGCCCCAAUAGCAUUGCUAGUAAAUUAAGCAAUGGCUGGGUUGCCAACUGUACAUACCCACUCGUACAAACGGCCAUCAUUUCUUCAUCAAGCAUCAUUCAUGAACAAUAUUAUAUUUUUUUAAGGAUAUUCUGUAGUAAUAAAAAAAAAUUACGAUUACGUUUUUUGCCCUUUAUAUUUUUUACUUAUUUUAUUGACUUAAUUUUUUUUAUUUAUGAUCAUUCUGAGAGGUUAAAAAUGACAAAUUAGAUAUAAAGAAAUGUGUGGUUCGAAUGGAAGAGAAUUCAUUGACUGUUGUGCCAAAUGUAAAUCGUUUCUUGUUAUUUCGAUACGUUGUAAUUCGCCAUUUAUUUGAUCUCUUUUUUAAGUAUUGUCAUUGAAGUAUUUCUGAAAUGUGCCAUUUUUUAAUUAAAAGUUAUAUAACACGAUUUUACAUAUCGACUGAUCAAAAUCAAAGUUUUUUUACACUCGACUAAGUGCAGCUUUUUGAAAUAGUUUUUUUUUUUUCUUAUUUCAUUCGAACAACACAUGAAGAUCAUUAAGUGCGCCAGUAUUCUGAAAAUUGAAAUUUGUAGUAAUUACCAAUUUUAGAUGAAAAUUGGCGGUUCGACGUUUUGAGAACUUGUCUGAAUGCUGCUGAAUUCAAUGAUCCUUUUUCACAUUGAUUUGACCAUGACCAAAUAUAUGAGGCUUUUAUUUAUUAUCUUGGAUUUUACCCAGUUUCAUCAUCACUAAUGUACGACUAUACCAAAUUCUGUAUGUUGCUUCGAUUCAGAGUUUUUUCUUUUCAAUUUUAACGAGAAUAUACUGAAUUCAUAUCCGUUUUUUGCCAACCCUGUACAUAUACAUGCAAUGUAGAUUUAGUGAACACAAAUAUCUCAAGGUGAGAAGUUGAAUAAUAAUUGUUUAGCAACUUCUAACCUUGAUUGUUUCAAGUAGGAUAUGAACUGUUUUUCAGGUAGAUAAAGUUUUCGAUUCUCAGUGAAUUUUUAGUGACGAGACAGAUCAAUUUUCUUCGAUGGUAUUCACAUCCUAAGAUGUACAUCGAUACGAAAUUCCAAUGUUUCCCAUUUCACCCUGUAUAUUUUCAUCUGGAAAUAUUGACAAAGGGCAAGAUUCUUACAAUAUUUAUAUUUGACUAUACUAUCUGACGAACAGUUUAUUGAGGACCUUGGAAAUUCCAUCUUGAAUGUUAAUUUGUGAGUCGGUUGUUAUGUGUGACGUUUAUCCAAUUUUGUUUCUCUGUGAGUUAUUAUUAUUUUUUUUUUUUUUUUUUGAGAAAUGUACAUGUCGAUGUUUAGUUGGAAAAAUUGUUAGCAAUAGAUUUUUUUUACCACUUAUCACAUCUUAAUCUAAGUGCAAAAAUGUUUUCUUCAGUCGACGCUGGAGAUUUAACAAGUUUCGAACUUAAUUUUUUUAUGUUAACAUUGAGUAAUAGUUAAGGUAGAAUUAAUUUUAGAAGAAGAAUAUAUAACAAUUCUCAAUUAUAGCCAGAUGUUGAUUUCGAUUAUACCUUUGUUCUGAUUGUUGAAGUAUGUAUUUCUCAAUGUUCUCUCGCCUGCCGAAUACGGUUGAAUGUAAAAACGAAUUUUUUUUUUCGAUAUUCAAUUCAAUUGGCAAUUCACAUUGCAAUAAUAAAUUAUGUAUAUUUUUAUUUACUACCAGUUAGGAUCAUUCCAUAGGCAGCGUUGCAGCAGCUACUAAAUCGUUUUAUAAAUUUGGCAGCAGUGUUUGUCCCCUAUUUUUCAUCCCUCUUUUAUAUUAUAUAUAAAUAUAUAUUUCGCCCUCCGGUUUUCUGGUUUUCUAGGGGAGGUUACGCGUGGGAUUAUUCAAUUUUGACAGUGAAAAGUUGUAUAUAUUGUUGAAACUUUCUUGUUGUGCCCAGGCGUAUUCUCCCUUUAUCGACCAGAAGUACCCGUUUCAUUUGAACAGCUUUAUCGAGUAAUUUAUUUCGUAGAAUGAAUUUUCAGUAUUGGUGCAAAUAUUCUUGUCGGCAUACUUUAAACCGUGAAAAUUACAAAAUUGAGAAUCUAUCAGAUAUGUAAAUUAUUUCAACAUUUUAUACAGUAUAUUUUUGUGAUAGAUCGGUGAUUUGGUAAUUUUCACUGUUCGAAUGGAUGAUUUAACAGUUCAGGAGACAAUUUCUGAUUGUAAAAAUGUUUGAUUGCAGUGAUUAUUAGGAUAUUUCGACGUUUAAUUGCAAAAUAUGAAAAGAUUAGAGAUUACAUAGAAUGGUUUAUAAAUAUAAUAUUGGUUAAAGUUGAAGUAAUGACUGAUGUUUGAAAAGAAAUAUCUGAAAUAUCCAAUUACUGCAAUUUGUUGUAAAUGAAAAAUUAUUAAUAAGAUAUUGCGUGAUGAAAAAAGAAAUAUUAAGUUAGAAUAUAUAAUUAGGCGACAUUUAAAUGAUUAUCUACUAUAUGUAAUGUAUAAUUCGUACAUAAUAUAAUAUGUGCCAUUUUUUCAUA